UUUAGAAUAAAUAAAAAAAUGGUAGUACUAGCUGCGAUAUUGCUGGGGAUGGUGGCUUGCUCAAAUGCUUAUGUUUCAGAGCUUACAGAUAAUACGUUUCUUGGAUAUGCUAAAGACAAGGAGGUGUUAUUGGUGAAUUUUUAUGCACCCUGGUGUAGCGAUUGUCAGAAAUUAGAACCAGAAUUUGAACGCGCAGCUACCAAUCUUGGAACGAGAAGUUUAGAUUUGGCUAAGGUUGAUUGUUUUGGUUCGGGAAAGGGAUUGUGCGAAAUGUACGGCGUACGAAGCUGGCCACAAUUAAAAAACUUCAAUCGCGGUACAUAUACUGGUGAUUACACGGGAGAGCAAACAGCAGAGGCGCUUGCCGGCUAUAUUACAACAGUUGAGAACUCGGUACCACAGAGUCCUAGCGGUGGAAAUCCUUACGCCAUGGCGUUUCCAGGCGCACAAUCAAGUUACAACCGCCACAAACCAAGUUCACCAGUUGGACCUGCACCUCCUGUUGUCGGAGCGAUUAGUUGUGCCAAAUGUAACAUCGAAAAACCGAAUGGGAAAGGAAAAAUUAGUAAGCACUGCAGCGAGAAUGUAAAGAAAGCAUGCGUAGAGUUCAAGCAGAGAGAACAAGCGAAGAAACAAUAUGAUGAUGAUGACAAACGGUCGUUAAAGAAAAAGUCAAGUUAAAAAGAGUGUAUCCAACAUCAUUGUACAUAACAAACAUUCAAUCUUAAGGAAUAUACACGGACGCAAUGUCGUAAUAAGGUACCUCGCCCGGGUCUUCAACGCUUGUAUACCAUACAGGAUGACCUGGGUGGAAAAAUCAAGCGUAUAUCGUUUUUAAUAAGAAAAAUCAAUUUACCAACAAACUUGUCUUGAUUAUAACGCCUAAUAACGCACAAUAAACCAACGAGCCAACCUCAAAGUUGAAAAAUAAGAAACGAGGUUUGACAGAAAAGUAGUGUUGCUUAUUAAAAAAGCGCGUAAAUUUAUUUCAUUGUAUACCCUGGACUUAACCAUAUAUGGAGUGAAGAUGGAAACGAUUUGUAUAA
Hydractinia symbiolongicarpus is the source of this 1046-nucleotide messenger RNA. Its product is annotated as protein disulfide-isomerase A5-like. NCBI's taxonomy places the organism in Eukaryota, Metazoa, Cnidaria, Hydrozoa, Anthoathecata, Hydractiniidae. Gene Ontology annotation, cellular component: endoplasmic reticulum lumen. Gene Ontology annotation, molecular function: protein disulfide isomerase activity; protein-disulfide reductase activity. The transcript is spliced from 5 exons. Gene Ontology annotation, biological process: response to endoplasmic reticulum stress. The record is from RefSeq and is a predicted model, not a curated record. The coding region runs from base 19 to 681 and encodes 220 amino acids.